AUGGUCAAGGACUCCAGAAACCGACACCGGAGCGAGCUGCUGGCCAUAAGGAUGGAGAUGACUGGACAAAUCAACGUGGAAGUGGACGCAGCACCACAGGAGGACCUGACAAGAGUCAUGUCUGAGAUCCUUGAGCAAUACGAGACCGUUAGUGCCAAGAACCAGCGUGACCUGGAGGCCUGGUUCCAGACCAAGACAGAGACGUUGAACAAGGAGGUGGCGUCCAGCACAGAGGUUCUCCAGACCUCCAAGUCAGAGAUUUCGGAGUUCCGUCGCACACUGCAGGGCCUGGAAGCCGAACUGCAGUCACAGCUCAGCAUGGUGAGCUGUAAUUACAAACAUCUGACCAAGGACCACAGUUUAGGGCACAUUACAUACACAACAUUCUGCAACUUUUAUCAAUAAUCAACAUUUGACUCUUUCAUCAUUCUCUACCAUCCCUCAAGUAUCUCACUUUCACCUGGAUUCUUAACACUAUCCCUCAAGUUGUUGUAGCCAGGCACCACCUCAUCAGCAUGCCUCUGCCUCAGCUCCUGCAGCUCCGGCCACAGCUCCUCCACCUCCACCACACGCAAGAUGGUGAUUGUCACAGAGGAAAUGGUGGACGGCAAGGUGUAGGCAACGAGUUAACACCAUUGAAAUAUAAUUAGUAGACUGGGUAUAGGAAAUGAGAGGCCAGCAUAUGGAAUAUUGCUGCUCCCCAUUGCUUUAUUCAUGCAACCUAAAAUACGUUUCAACUUCUACAAAGGGAAUAUUCACCUGAAACAACGAUCGUCAUUAUCUUUGUUUUUUGUUAAGGGCAGCUCUGUUUAACUCUAGUAUGGGGUGUCCAUACCAUCCUCCUAUUCUUUCUGGAAUGGCUCAAGCCCCUCAGACACCCAUCAUGGAACAUUGACUUCAAUGGGUUUUCUUUUCUGGUAAUUCUAUUUCUAUGGUUAACACCUCCAGAACAACAUAUUCUACUACAUCUGGAUGGGACACCAACAACAGACCCCAUUGUGAAUACAAUAAAGAUGCUCUGACUUGCUGACACCAUCA
Molecule: messenger RNA, 1038 nt
Organism: Oncorhynchus kisutch (coho salmon)
Lineage: Eukaryota; Metazoa; Chordata; Actinopteri; Salmoniformes; Salmonidae
Product: keratin, type I cytoskeletal 13-like
Exons: 4
Coding region: 1-405 (134 amino acids)
Cellular component (GO): cytoskeleton
Molecular function (GO): structural molecule activity
Source: RefSeq, a predicted model, not a curated record